AUGAAGAAAAUUUCCAAGAGCAGCUGCAAGUCAGCAUCACACAGGCUCUUUAAAUACAAGGCAAGGAACCAUGUUGAUGAUCUACAUGUCAUGUUCUUGGAUCUACAGUUUGCCAGAAAGGAGAGCCGCACAAUUGAUGUGGCACUCCUUGAGGAGCAAGUCCAUCAAAUGCUUCGUGAGUGGAAGGCUGAGCUCAAUGAGCCUUCUCCAUCUUCUUCUCUGCAGCAAGGUGGUAGUCUUGGUUCAUUCUCGACCGAUGUCUAUAGGCUAUUGCAGCUUUGUGAGGAGGAAGAUGAUGCUACUAGUCCAUUAGUUACACCUAAGCCUGAACCUAAUGAUCAGACUAUGCAGGCUGGGGCUAAGGUGAUAGUCCAAGAGGGCCAACAUCAACAAGAAUUCAUAUUACUUAAAGAAUGCAAACACUCCGCUGUAGGGGUUCCCAGCAUGGCGGCUAACAACUUGGAUGGACCUGCCUUAGAAUUUCACCAAUUUGAUUUCAAUAAAGAAUUGGAUCACAGCUUUUAUGCUGGUACAGGUUUUUGUGAGGAAGGUAGUGCUCCUCACAUAUCUAGCUAUCUUCCAAGUGUAUGUCCUCCUCCUUCUGCUUUCUUAGGCCCAAAAUGCGCACUUUGGGACUGUCCAAGACCUGUUCAAGGGUUGGAUUGGUGUCAAGAUUAUUGCAGUAGCUUUCAUGCUGCUCUUGCUUUAAAUGAAGGACCACCAGGGAUGACCCCAGUUCUAAGACCUGGGGGAAUUGGACUCAAGGAUAAUUUACUUUUUGCUGCUCUUAGUGCAAAGGCACAAGGAAAAGUCGUUGGCAUCCCAGAUUGUGAGGGAGCAGCAACUGCAAAAUCUCCAUGGAAUGCACCUGAGCUCUUUGAUAUUUGUGUUCUGGAGGGUGAGACUAUUAGGGAGUGGCUUUUCUUUGAUAAGCCUAGAAGGGCAUUUGAGAGUGGGAACAGAAAGCAGAGGUCACUGCCGGACUAUAGUGGGCGUGGAUGGCAUGAAUCUAGAAAGCAAGUGAUGAAUGAGUUUGGAGGGCUGAAGAGAUCCUAUUACAUGGACCCUCAACCUCUGAACCUUUUUGAGUGGCACCUUUAUGAGUAUGAAAUUAGCAAGUGUGAUGCGUGCGCCUUAUACCGGUUAGAACUAAAGCUUGUUGAUGGGAAGAAGAACUCCAAGGCAAAGAUAAUAACAGGUGAUUCGGUUGCUGAUCUGCAGAAGCACAUGGGAAGCCUCUCUGCUGAGUUUCACUCUGAUAGUAACAAACGGUCUGCCAAAGGUAGAACCAAGCUUGGCAUAGGAGGUGGUGUUUAUUCAGCUUCUAACAGAGUUGCUCUACUAAAUGCACCUUAUCAAUACGGCUUAACUUCACCAUAUGACUUUGUUGUUGACAACACAAUUCUUUCUCACAUGAGUGCUGCAUUAGAGGCUGCUGGAUACAAAAUUCUAACUUGGGAAGAUCACCAACAAAUGGUGAGUGCUACAAAUCAUCAGCACAAAGCUGCAGUAAUUCAUUCCUGA
Molecule: messenger RNA, 1524 nt
Organism: Sphenostylis stenocarpa
Lineage: Eukaryota; Viridiplantae; Streptophyta; Magnoliopsida; Fabales; Fabaceae
Source: the annotation of a GenBank genome assembly